GGCAGGAUCGUGAUGUUAUCUGCUGGCAGCAGAAGGUUCGCUCCGAGGGGAGCUCCAGAAGCUCCCGACCAGAGAGAGACAGAGAGAGAGAGGCAGGCAGAGGCAGCGGGAGAGAUACAGAGAGACCGAGAGAGGCAGAGAGAGACACACACAAGGAAGAGCGAGAGCGCAAGUGAAGGAGGACUGGCGAGAGGGAUGGAGAACCUAGGAUAACGGUCUAGGGAGCCAUUCGGGGGCAAACCGAGGGGCUGCCUGGCUGCAGAAAAGAGGAAGGAGAGGAUCUACUGCAGGCUGCCUACUACCCUCGGCGAGAAAGCCCAAGUGGGAGAGAAACCAGGAGUGGGUGGGCAAGGGUGGGAGUCCAAGGGAACCCCUUCGCAACCCCCUAGGAAUAAAACUCCCCUGUCGGCGCGUCCCGGGGCUGCCGCUGCGGUCCGCGGGGGGCGAAAGCCACGGCGGCGGCCGCCGCUCGUCUGUUGCCGGGUUGGCGUUUCGAGCGAGAGGAGAAGGAGCAGAAGGAGGGAGCUGGAGGCCGGACGCGUUCGCCAGCGGCGGCGGCGGCGGCAACGUGGAGUGACCGGGCGGGUCGGCGCGCCGGCCGGGGUGUCGGCCCCCGCGCGCACCUCCGGGAGCAGGAUCCUCGCCGCGGCCCCCGCGGCCCCCGCCGGACGCGGCCGAGUCCCGGGCGCAGCGCGAAGCGCUCCCGCCUCCCCGCCGGGGCCGGGCUCGCUCCCAGCGCGCGCACACGGGCGCGCGCGCGCGCGCACUCACACACACACUCACACACGUGUGCGCCCCUCCGCUCCGGAGCUGCUGCUGCUCCUACUUUCAGCGCCGUAGUGGAAGGCAGGGCCGCGCUGCUCCUUCUUUAAAUAUAUAAAUUGGAGCCGGCCGGCCUCGGCCGCCCCCCUGACAGCGCUGCCCGCGGCCCUCCCGCCGGCGCUCCCGCUGCCAGCCCCGGGACCUUUUCAUCUCUUCCCUUUUGGCCGGAGGAGCCGAGUUCGGAUCCGCCACUCCGCACCCGAAACUGACACACUGAACUCCGUUUCCUCCUCCUAAAUUUAUUUCUGCCUAAUAGCCACUCGUCUCUUUUUUUGCCCCCAUCUCGUCGCUCCAAGAAAACUUUUGCUGACUCCCCCAAGUGAAGCUUCCCCCUUGCCCGUCGUGUAUUAAUAUUUCCACUUGGGGAACGACUUGCCUUUUCUUUUUAAAGGAAUUCAAGCAAGAUAGCUUUUUCUCUCGGACAUUGACUCCCGAUUGUUUGCAAAAGUUUCGCAUUAAAAAAAAAAUCUACCUGAUCUGUACUUUGAGAGUUGUUGGUUUCUUUUUAUUUUUAUUACUUUUUUACUUUUUUAAAAAAAAUUUUUUCCACCUUAAAAAAAAUGCACUACUGUGUGCUGAGCGCUUUUCUUCUCCUGCAUCUGGUCACGGUCGCGCUCAGCCUGUCUACCUGCAGCACGCUCGACAUGGACCAGUUCAUGCGCAAGAGGAUCGAGGCGAUCCGCGGACAGAUCCUGAGCAAGCUGAAACUCACCAGCCCCCCAGAAGACUAUCCCGAACCCGAGGAGGUCCCCCCGGAGGUGAUUUCCAUCUACAACAGCACAAGGGACUUGCUCCAGGAGAAGGCGAGCCGGAGGGCGGCCGCCUGCGAGCGCGAGCGGAGCGACGAGGAGUACUACGCCAAGGAGGUUUACAAAAUAGACAUGCCGCCCUUCUUCCCCUCGGAAAAUGCCAUCCCGCCCACUUUCUACAGACCCUACUUCAGAAUUGUCCGAUUUGACGUCUCCGCCAUGGAGAAGAAUGCUUCCAAUUUGGUGAAGGCAGAGUUCAGAGUCUUUCGUUUACAGAACCCGAAAGCCAGAGUGCCUGAACAACGGAUCGAACUGUAUCAGAUUCUCAAAUCCAAAGAUUUAACAUCUCCAACCCAGCGCUACAUCGACAGCAAAGUCGUGAAAACCAGAGCAGAAGGCGAAUGGCUCUCCUUCGAUGUCACUGAUGCUGUUCACGAAUGGCUCCACCAUAAAGACAGGAAUCUGGGAUUUAAAAUAAGUUUACACUGUCCCUGCUGCACCUUUGUACCAUCGAAUAAUUACAUCAUCCCCAACAAAAGUGAAGAACUAGAAGCGCGAUUUGCAGGUAUUGACGGCACCUCCACAUAUACCAGUGGUGAUCAGAAAACAAUAAAGUCCACUAGGAAAAAAAACAGUGGGAAGACCCCACAUCUCCUGCUAAUGUUGUUACCCUCCUACAGACUUGAGUCACAACAGUCCAACCGGCGGAAGAAGCGUGCUUUGGAUGCGGCCUAUUGCUUUAGAAAUGUGCAGGAUAAUUGUUGCCUACGCCCACUUUACAUUGAUUUCAAGAGGGAUCUUGGGUGGAAAUGGAUACAUGAGCCUAAAGGGUACAAUGCCAACUUCUGUGCUGGAGCGUGUCCGUAUCUGUGGAGCUCAGACACUCAGCACAGUAGGGUUCUCAGCUUAUAUAAUACCAUAAAUCCAGAAGCAUCUGCUUCCCCUUGCUGCGUGUCCCAGGAUUUAGAACCGCUCACCAUUCUCUACUACAUCGGCAAAACACCCAAGAUUGAACAGCUUUCUAAUAUGAUCGUAAAGUCUUGCAAAUGCAGCUAAGAUUCUUGGAAAAGUGACAAGACGAUAAUCAAACAGUGAUGAUGAUGAUGAUGAUGAUGAUGAUGAUAGUGACAAAGGCAAUGUUUGUAACAAGAAAACACGAGAGAGCCUUGCUUCAUCAGUGUUUAAAAAAAAUUUGAAAAAGCGGUACUAGUUCAAACACUUCGGAAGUUUGUGUUCUGUUUGUUCAAACUGGCAUCUGAAACAAACAAAAAAAAGUUGAAGGCUUUAUUCUAUAUUUUACCUACCCUGUAAGUGAGAGAGACAAGAAGCAAAACCUUUUUUUCUUGAGAAAAAAAAAUAAACACUGGAAGAAUUUGUUAGUGUUAAUUAUGUGAAAGAAAAAAAAAAAACAGGAAAAUCCCGUUAAGUGGAGUUGCUGUACAUACGUUUUUAUCCCAUGCCUCACUUGAUUUUUCUGUAUUGCUAUGCAAUAGGCAUCCUUCCAUUCUUACUCUUAGAGUUAACAGUGAGUUAUUUAUUGUGUGUUACUAUAUAAUGAACAUUUCAUUGCCCUUGGAAAAUAAAACAGGUGUAUAAAGUGGAGACCAAAUACUUGGCCAGAAACUCAUGGAUGGCUUAAGGAACUUGAACUCAAACGAGCCAGCAAAAAAAAGAGGUCAUAUUAACGGGAUGAAAAAUGCAAGUGACCUAUUAUAUGACCGAGCAAGUCUGCAUGUAGAAAAGACCCUGCAAACACAUGCUCUCUACCAACUGCCGGAGGAAGCUUCUUGUAAGGUUCAAAACUGAAAAGCCUGUUAAUAAAGGAAACUUUUGGUCAGAAUAAGUCUGUAAGAUUUUUUUUUUUCCUUUUUAAUUGUAAAUGGUUCUUUGUCAGUUUAGUCAACCAGUGAAAUGUUGAAAUGUUUUGAUAUGUACUGGUCGAACUUCAGACCUUAAAGUAUUGCUGUAUAGCUAUGCUCUAGAUUUUUCCUUCAUUUCGGUGUAUGUAACCAUACCUAUAUUACUACAAUAGAUGGGUAUAGAAGCCAGUAUAAUUGGAAACACAUCUGCAGAUCUCUUUUGCAAACGAUGAAAUCAAAACAUUAACUACUUUAUGUGUAAUGUAUAAAUUUUUACCAUAUUUUUAAUGUUCUGUAAUAAUGUCAACUCUGAUUUAGAUUGGACUUAAAUUUGGGCGCUUUUUAAUGAUCGUUCGGAAUUGUGUGUUUCCUUUAGCUGGCCAGUACUUUUGAGUAAAGCCCCUGUAUUUUGACUUGCACUACAAAUACAUGUUUGAUAGUAUUUGUUCCACCUGUGCUUUUGCAUUGUCCAUUAUUAUGACAUAAGCUACCUGAGUCCACUUGUCCUUUUUUUUUUCUUUCAUAAAAAGACAUAGUUUUCCUUCAUUUUCUAAGCAUCAUUACUAAUCAGUUCAGACAUUAACAAUCUUCUAUUUUAGGGAAAUUGGGGAUUAUAGAUACAUAGAUAAUUGAGGUGAAAUGUUUUAGUUUUAGCAAGGGCUUAAGGAUCUGACUGGAACUCAGAAUCUUGGUGACUGGGUUAAGAAAGGUUUCUCUAACUUGGUUUAAUCAGUAUUUUCACAGAAUUCUACUGUUAUAAAAGAGCAGACAGUUCUUAGGAAACAACUUUUUCUUUAAUCGAGUUUUUAGUGUUCAGGGAGAAAUGGAAAGAUUUACAUUUUAGUUGAUUUUUUUUUUUUAAGGAAGAAAAAAAGCCCAGGUCAGCAUAAGUCAUUUAGUUUAUUUCACUGAAGUUAAGGUUUUUAUAGAUGUUCUUUGAAGGUUGAAAAGGCACUAGGCAAAUUCUCCCAUGAUCAAAAAAUCCUUUCUUUCCUCUGAAUGAGAGUUAUCAAAUCAGAGGUUAGAAUUUACCUUGCUGAAAUACAUGAUUUGCCACAUUUUUGCAGAGGAGGUAACCUUAUGUCAGGGGUUGUAGGAUAUGUCAGUUUGUCAGUUGUCUCUUAUUUAGCUUUAGGAUAACAAUUAAUAGUAAGUCAAUGGAAUAUUUGCAGUUUUACCUAAAGAGCAGCACAAUGAGGUGUGAAUCCAGCAUGAAGUUGUUUGUUUGAUGUAGUGUACUUCUUUUUUGGAAUUUCCUGACCAUUAUUAAAAUGACAAAUUGGAUUUGUUUGAAAACUGGAAAAGCAAGAGAUAGGAUGCCACAGUACCAAACAACCCUUGGGUUGGAUGUAACCCAAUCCCAGAUUGGAGUGUGUUGGUUUUUUUUUUCUCUUCCACUUUUCUAUCCAUUCUAUGUAAAUCACUUAUUUCUGCAGGUAUUUUCCUCUCAGAUAGAAUGACAUUUUGUUUUGUAUUAUUUUGUCUUUCCUCAUGAAUGCACUGAUAAUAUUUUAAAUGCUCUAUUUUAAGAUCUCUUGAAUCUUUUUUUUUUUUAGUUUGGGGGUUUUAUAAGGCCUUUAUUUCCCAUAAGUAAAUAUUGCUAUGAGAGGGGAGGGAGCGAGGAAAAUGUUAGUAUGUGGGUGGGGUUGGCCUGCAGUUUUUCUGUGAUAAACAGCAAUACGAUUUUAUGGUUGGCAUGAUUUUUUUUUUUUUAAAUGGAACAUAAGAAUAGCUGUUUUGUAUUUUGAUGACUGAUUACGCUGUAUUUUAACACAAUGUAUGUCUGUUUUUGUGGUGCUCUAGUGGUAAAUAAAUUAUUUCAAUUAUA
Lagenorhynchus albirostris (white-beaked dolphin) is the source of this 5258-nucleotide messenger RNA. It is a transcript of the gene TGFB2, whose product is annotated as transforming growth factor beta 2. Bases 1383 to 2627 code for a protein of 414 amino acids. The transcript is spliced from 7 exons. Gene Ontology annotation, biological process: regulation of cell population proliferation; SMAD protein signal transduction; transforming growth factor beta receptor signaling pathway. Gene Ontology annotation, cellular component: extracellular region. The record is from RefSeq and is a predicted model, not a curated record. NCBI's taxonomy places the organism in Eukaryota, Metazoa, Chordata, Mammalia, Artiodactyla, Delphinidae. Gene Ontology annotation, molecular function: cytokine activity; type II transforming growth factor beta receptor binding; type III transforming growth factor beta receptor binding.